GCUGAAGCUGCUGGCGCUCCUCCUUGCUACUGCUGCCCUGUUCUCCUGGCCAGGCGCUACCGCCCCCGGGGGCAUGGGGUGUCGCUGACUGAGGCUCCGCCGCCGCGGCGGGGGGGGGAGGGGAAGGGGACCGCGGGGCCGGGCUAGCCCUGCACCCAUUCGCAGCCUCCGGGCCCGGGACGGAGCCGCUCCCCCCCUCUCGGCCCCCCCCCAGCCUCCUCCCCCGCCUGUCCAGGGGCGGCACUGCGGGCUGGGAAGCCGGGACCAGAGGAGAGAAGGAAGGAAGGAAAGAAGAGAAAAGAAGAGAAGAGGACAAGGAAGGAAGGAAGGAAGGAAGGAGGAAGGAAGGAAGGAAGGAAGGAAGGGAGGGAUCCGGAGGGGCAGAAGAGGAGACACAGGACAGUAAGGGAGAGAGGACCACACUCGUGCCCCAGCAUCCACAGGCCAGAGUGGGGACAGUGCUUCCUCCACCGCUCCUCGGAUGUUGACGGGGCCUCGUCGAGGACGCAGUCCCCCUGAGCCCAGGCUCCACAGGCCUUCACUGCCGGAGCCCCGCAGGAAUCAUGCCCAGGUCCUUCCUGGUUAAGAAGGUCAAACUUGACACGUUCUCUUCGGCAGACCUCGACAGCUCCUACGGGCGAGCCCGCAGCGAUCUCGGAGUGCGACUGCAAGAUAAAGGAUACCUCAGUGACUACGUGGGGCCUGCGUCGGUCUACGAUGGCGACGCUGAGGCGGCGCUGCUCAAAGGGCCGUCCCCGGAGCCCAUGUACGCUGCGGCUGUGCGCCGAGAGCUGGGUCCCGCGGCCUCCGGCUCAGCACCGCCACCCACUCCUCGCCCAGAGCUGGCCACGGCUGCGGGCGGCUACAUCAACGGCGACGCAGCUGUCAGCGAGGGCUACGCGGCCGACGCCUUCUUCAUCACCGACGGGCGCUCACGCCGUAAGGCUGCUAAUGCCAACGCUGCCGCGGCCCCCUCCACAGCUUCGGUAGCGGCCCCCGACAACGACGCUGGAGGCGGGGGCGGGCCGGGCACCAGAGGCUCUGCAACCGGGUCUGCCACUCGGGGCGGCACACGCGCGGGGGCGGGCACUGAGGCGCGUGCGGGGCCAGGGUCCACCGGUGCUGGUGGCCGGCACGCGUGCGGCGAGUGCGGCAAAACUUACGCCACGUCGUCGAACCUGAGUCGCCACAAGCAAACGCAUCGCAGCUUGGACAGCCAGCUGGCGAGGCGUUGCCCAACGUGCGGCAAGGUGUACGUGUCCAUGCCGGCCAUGGCCAUGCACCUGCUCACGCACGACCUGCGCCACAAGUGCGGUGUGUGCGGCAAGGCCUUCUCGAGGCCCUGGUUGCUGCAGGGCCACAUGCGCUCUCACACCGGGGAGAAACCCUUCGGCUGUGCGCACUGCGGCAAAGCCUUUGCAGACCGCUCCAACCUGCGUGCACACAUGCAGACGCACUCCGCCUUCAAGCACUUCCAGUGCAAGCGCUGCAAGAAGAGCUUCGCGCUCAAGUCUUAUCUCAACAAGCACUACGAGUCAGCCUGCUUCAAGGGCGGCGCCAGCGGCCCCGCAACCCCGGCGCCGCCGCAGCUCAGUCCUGUUCAAGCCUAGGGCGGCUGGGCCUCCGCCACCCAGGUCGGCUCUCAGCAAUACGGGCCCCCAGGGAAGUCUCCGCUGGCGUCCCGGCGGAGGGGCUGGAGGGCGGGCCCUUCCUCACAGCAAUAGGGGUAGGGAGCCGGCCCCACCCUGCCCCGCUCGCCAGGAGCCUUGCCAGCCCCUUCAAGCAAUAGGGUCCCGAGGGGAGACCCACCCCGAAACCCCUCCCCUCUCCUCCAGGGUGCCCCAGGCUUUCUCCCAGCAAUAGGGUCGAUCAGACCCAGAACCGAACCUCAUCUCUUAGUUGGGUCUCUGAAGAUAAGGGUGAGGUGAGGUCAGGAAAGCCCUCCUCCCUCCUCUGCGCCCCUGAAUCGCGUUGCAGAGACUCAGGUCUUCCCCACCCCUUCCCAAGCCUUCCAGGCCGGGCCUUCAGCCCAGGUGUCCAGGGAGUCAGCCCCUCCGGGGCAGCUGGCCACAGGAGGAGGAGCAGGAGAGCAGGCGGGCUACAGUGGCGUUCUGCCCUACAGGCUUCGCGGACCUCCCGGGAGUGCUAGAUGUUUUGGGGAUCGGGGAGGGGCGCGGACGGCGGCACCCCUCUCCCUUGGAUUCUUUCAGGGGCCUCAUUCGGAGCCGCCCUCCUACCCUCGCCUCGCAUCCUCUGCCAAAUCCGAAUUCUUCCAGCCCAGAGUCCCGGGCUCUGUCCUCCAUAACGAAUAAUAAUGACGCAUAUCGGAAUCGCAUGGACUUACCGACCUACUCAGACCCCGCUCCCGCCCUGCCCCGGGGCCCCCUCCCUCGCCCCCCAGGCUCCUGGUGUUGGAGGACCGAUACCCGGGCCUGGCAGGCUGGCGUGCCACUGCCCUCUACACACCUCUGUAUUUGCUUUGCGGGUAAAGCCCCCUGGGGGGGUUGCGGACGCGUCGGGUUUCUUUCUUUCUUUCUGUAUUUAUACGUUUUAUUUGUGAACAGAUUGCACUCGGGUCUGGGAGGGGGCGCCGAACCCUCAUCCUGCCCGCCGACGCCCGAGGCUUAGGAUCCAGGACCACUUCCUCUGCCUCUGAGCCUCGCCCCUAGCUGGGCUCUGCCUGUUGGGAGCCUCGGACCUCGCCUCUCAGAGGCCGGCCCCUUCCUAGAGGCCCAGGCCCCGCCCCCACUCGGUUGCCAACUUUCGCCCGUCUAUGCCAAAGCCUCGGCGGCGACCCUUCCCCAAGGGCCCGCCCCAUUGGCCGCCGCCUUUGUGACGUCACUGCAUGCAGCCCCACCCUUCUUCCCAACCCUUCCCGGGGCUGCCCACUCCCCUUUCUCUUAGUUAGUCCAAUGCCGACUAUAGAGCAAUAAUGCGCACUGCAUGCGAAGCUGCCGCAGCCUCUAGAGUUACUAAGAAUCAGGUAUUCCCCAGCCCUACCCACCCUAUAGGCCCCUAGAUCAGGGAUGCUGCGCGGGGGCCGGCCGCGCAGACUUUCUUUCCCCCUUCCCGACCCCAGGGGCAGAGCCCGGCGGGCGUCAUAGUUCAGAGGCGUGGACCGAAUGGUAGCACCCAAGGACCCUCCGUCAGUCGUUCAUCAAUCACCCACCAAUCAUUGGGUAUCUACGAUGUGCCAGGCCCAUUCCUGAGUCCUCCAGAAAUGUGGCAACCUUCGGGAGGUGCCUGUCGACAACUGGGGCCCACUAAGCUUGGGUGGGCCAGGGUGGAACACACAUGCAGAAGGCCGGGUCCCUAAGCCCAGAUGACCACCUCAGCCCUGGUAUGUGCUGGGUGCAGUCGGGCUUUGCCUUUGACUUGGGCCUUGUGUUCCCAGCUCAGAUUGGACAGAUCCCAGGGUCCCAGGUCUCACCUUCACCAAGGCUGCCCAAACAGGUGCCCAGUCCUCUGAUUCCCUGAGAUGCGCGGUUCUCCUGUCCCUGCAGCUAUGGUGCAACAAGCUGGAGUAUAUGCCAUGACCAGCCUCAUCCCAGCACCAAGCUUGGCUGCCCCCCAGGGGAGGGCUUGCGAGCAUCGAAUAGCAGUGCCCAUAUCCAACCCCCUCACACCACCUGGUGAAGUGCCCACAGUUCCCAGCCUGGGCCUGCCUGACUGCGGCAUGCACACGCACACAGAGGCACCUAUCCCGCCCCACUCUGCACUCCUGUCUACCUACCUAUGGAGAAGGCUGGAGGGCUAUGGGCCCACCAGGAUCUCCCGCUUCGCCCCACACCCUGCCGCCGUGGAAAGCCAUGGGCCCCCUCCUGCCCCCAUAACUAAGCAGCACAAUAACCGACUUAGCGAAUUCAGGUAGAAGGAACGUUUAGGUAGCACCUAUUUUGUACUGAUUCUACAAGUAGGGCCCGAGGUGCGGGGGCCCUCGGGUGGGGGCUGUGGCCGCCGGCCCGCCCCGCCCCCACCCCGCCUGCGCCCCGCCGCCUUGUACAUAUUCCUGGCCUGCAAAAGGCCAGGAUUUUUACUCGGGCUGUGCCCCUCUUCCGCCCCCGUUUGGGGCCGGGCCGGCCAGACAGACGGACGGACGGACAGACCUCCUUCCUAAGCACAAUAGCACCAGCUCCCCGGAGCACCGCACCUCCACGAGGAGAAUAAAUGCCACUCUUGAUAGAA
Nannospalax galili (Upper Galilee mountains blind mole rat) is the source of this 4185-nucleotide messenger RNA. RefSeq names its product scratch family transcriptional repressor 1 (gene Scrt1). The record is from RefSeq and is a predicted model, not a curated record. The coding region runs from base 564 to 1610 and encodes 348 amino acids. The transcript is spliced from 2 exons. Gene Ontology annotation, biological process: regulation of DNA-templated transcription. Lineage: Eukaryota; Metazoa; Chordata; Mammalia; Rodentia; Spalacidae. Gene Ontology annotation, molecular function: RNA polymerase II cis-regulatory region sequence-specific DNA binding; DNA-binding transcription factor activity, RNA polymerase II-specific.